Molecule: messenger RNA, 1303 nt
Organism: Tilletiaria anomala UBC 951
Lineage: Eukaryota; Fungi; Basidiomycota; Exobasidiomycetes; Georgefischeriales; Tilletiariaceae
Product: WD40 repeat-like protein
Exons: 5
Coding region: 114-1232 (372 amino acids)
Biological process (GO): transcription-dependent tethering of RNA polymerase II gene DNA at nuclear periphery; RNA export from nucleus
Cellular component (GO): nuclear pore
Molecular function (GO): RNA binding; ubiquitin binding
Source: RefSeq, a predicted model, not a curated record
CUGGCAUCUUUUAGUGCGACAUUUAUGAGACGUCCGUCGGACGCCGCUGGUGGCUAUCAAAUCGCAGACGACUACACGACUUUCACGCUGAUCUGUCGCCGAAAGUGGCCAUCAUGUCCCUCUUUGGUGCAGCAACGAACACCUUCGGGGGCACGUCGGGUUUUGGCGUCGGUUCGACGACCAUGAACCAACCUGCUCCGGCAGUAAAAGAUAUUGAGGUUGCCCAGCCUCCGACAGACAGUGUUUCAGCACUCAGCUUCUCGCCACAAGCGGAAUUCCUCGCAGUUUCGAGCUGGGAUAACUCAGUUCGUAUCUACGGCAUCGAAGGGAAUGGAAGUACAUCGGGAAAAGCGACGUACAAUCACGAGGGGCCGGUACUAGAUGUGACGUGGAGCAAAGAUGGGACCAAAAUCCUUUCUUGCGGGGCGGACAAAGCUGGUCGAAUGUUUGAUGUGAAUACUGGGCAAAGCUCGCAAAUUGCUGCUCACGACCAACCUAUCAAGGCCAUGCGGUGGAUCGAUCUGAACGGCGGCAUUGUAGCCACGGGAAGUUGGGACAAGACAGUCAAGUACUGGGACCUGCGGCAACAGCAACCAAUAGCGACAGCACAGCUGGCGGAGAGAUGCUACUCAAUGGAUGUCAGCGGGCAGUACAUGGUCGUAGGGACAGGGGAGAGAAAGAUUCAAGUCUUCGAUCUCGCAGCUAACCCAGGAUCGCCAAUCAUGACACUCGACAGCCCGCUUAAGUGGCAAACACGCGUCGUCAGCUGCUUCCAGAGGAACGACCCGCCAGGGCAGCCUUUCCCGCCCGGCUACGCCGUCGGCAGCAUUGAGGGCCGCGUUGCCAUUCAAUACAUCAAGGAGGAAAACAAAAGUCUCAACUUCUCGUUCAAGUGUCACAGGAAGGACUCGCCAGUACCAAGGGAGCCUCAACAGCUCUUUUCUGUCAAUGCUAUCAGCUUCCAUCCGAUCCAAGGCACCUUCUCAACGGCAGGCUCCGAUGGCACCAUCAACUUCUGGGAUAAAGAUAGCAAAACACGUCUCAAGACGUUUGAAGCCAAAAAUGGACCGAUCUCGGCGACGGCAUUCAACCGCAACGGAUCGAUCUUUGCAUAUGCGGUCAGCUACGACUGGCACAAGGGAUACCAGUACGCUGGGCCAUCGCAGCCCAAUCAGAUCUUUCUCCACGCGACCAAGGAGGACGAAGUAAAAAGGCGACCAAAGAAGAAUUGAUGGCCCAGGCAGAACAAGCACGACAGCGCUGCCACUUGUACAGUAGCUCAGUUGCACAUGUAUGCAAUAUC